Messenger RNA from Brugia pahangi, 1551 nucleotides. The record is from the annotation of a GenBank genome assembly. NCBI's taxonomy places the organism in Eukaryota, Metazoa, Nematoda, Chromadorea, Rhabditida, Onchocercidae.
AUGUUCUAUUUAAUUAAUUCCAAAACUCUUCAACCACGUAUGAUGUCUAAUGGCAGACAUUUUACGGUAGCGAAUAUAGCGAGUGGUGGAGCUUUCAUCCUAAUCUGUCAGCUUAUAUAUACCCACAUAUAUCUGCAGAAGAAAAUCCAGAAAAAAAUUCGGGGUUUCUCUCAUUACAGAACCGCUUUCACAGUGUUAUCGAAGCAUGAAAAGGCAAUGGAAUUUUUGGGACUACCGCUUGCUGUUGGUGAAGUUGAUUUAGUGGACAGGGAAAGAAAUUAUAUCGAUGAACGGAAGUCUGAGUUGCGAAUCCCGAUUUGUGGAGAACGUGAUGGUGGAAUAAUGGUAGUUCGAGCGGAACGUGAUGAAAAUGGAACAAAUAAUUACUCGAAGUCCAUGUUGAUUAAGGGUACUCUUUUAUCAUUGAAAAAUAUGCAGUGGCCUUCGUGGUUGCAACCAUAUGUCGAAGUCUUAUUGUUAUGGAUUUCAUGGGCAAUUGAUUGUGUUGAUUGGGAUUAUUUGGAAUAUCUUACAUGGCUUUUCCUGCCACUGUUCGUCGCUUUCAUAUUACCAGCUAUUCUUCUACUUUUUAUAUAUGGUUGUGUUAUUUUUCUUCAUAUUUAUGGCUUGCGAAAUCGUAUUCGAGAGGCUUACGCUAGUAGUUUAUGGGAUGGCGCACGUAUCAGUAUCGCAUCCUUCUGGGAUGCAGUAGGAUAUGUCUGGCACGGUUAUGAAAUAAAAGGUUUGGAAAAUGUGCCUAAUGAAGGCUCCGCUCUUCUUGUAUAUUACCACGGAACAUUACCAAUAGAUGUAUAUUAUGUUAUUGCGAAAUGUAUGCUUCAUAAGAAGCGUACUCUUCACUGUGUUGGUGAUAAAUUCAUCUUCAAAAUACCUGGAUGGGGAAUGAUUUGUAAGGUUUUUUAUAUAACUCCUGGAACGGUAGAUGAUUGUAUGGCACGGCUGAAGGAUGGCCAUUUACUAUGCAUUGCUCCCGGUGGUGUUCGUGAAGCCUUGUUUUCUGAUCCCACUCGUUAUAACAUUAUGUGGGCUCGCCGUUUGGGCUUUGCUAAAGUUAUCAUUGGUUGUCCAGGAACGCCCGUAAUUCCAAUGUUUACUGAAAAUUGUCGUGAUGCUUUCCGUACUCCGCGUUGUGGACGAAAGAUUUUUAGAUGGAUUUAUGAAAAAACGCGACUACCACUUUGUCCAGUAUACGGUGGUUUCCCGGUUAAAAUGAUAACGCAUCUAGGCAGACCUCUUUAUUUUUCUUCUGAUAUGAAUCCAGAAGAUGUAAAAAAGGCUGUGAAGGGCGAGGUACAUGACUUAAUUAGAGAACAUCAACGGUUACCUGGAAGUAUAUUGCUCGGAAUCAUGCAGAGGUUUUAUGAUAAGCGGCACUAUAAACAGGAUGUAUUAUUGGAAGAAAUAACUUGUAGUAAUCUAUGCUCAAAUAACAUUACACACAGCGACAGCAUUGCUUCCUUAGGUCAGUUGUCAUCGCCAGACAUUCUGAUUUCCCAUGUAGAUGGUACAGUAUCGCUCGAUAUCAACUGA